UUGUCUUCCGUAAACAUUUGAAUUAGGAAACGUGAAAAAGCCUCACGCUAUGCCAAAUACUUUGAAAAUACAUGUAAAAUGUUAUCUUCGCAAUUGUGAUGUACUUUGAACUGUUUUUUGUGUUGGCUUGCUUAUCUAAGUGCUAUUGUUUGAACAAAGAGGAUGAGCAGGAGCACUGCGAUCAGCUCAAACAGUGGCUAGAAUCUUCCUCUGUGUCCCUGGAGCUUAGCAAGAAGGGCUUCCACAGGGAGGUGACAACCACUGUUGAGCUCAGACCAAGCGCACUCAGUGGUGCCAGCGUUUUGCUGCUUUACAGAUGGCCGAAUGGCGUCUUUGUAGAUCCAUACCAGCUGGCAUCCCUAAGUGAUCAAAGCAACUUUGAGAUAUUACUAGAUUCAGCCAUUGACCUCGAAGUGCCUGCUCACAAGACUUCUGGAUUUCUUACCUACGUGUUUCCCUCCCUCACUGGAUCAGCUCCCAGUUUCCUAAAAUUAAUAAUCCCAGUACACGGGCGCUAUCACCAGCCCUCUUUUGAUGGGGAAGCAUUCGCAUCUGUUCACAUUGAACCUCCUGACCUGCUGCUGCGCAUGGAAAAAUGCUCAGAUCUUCGCAGAUUUGACUCUCGUUCUGUAGUGGACGCACCAUGCACUGCCAGCAAUUCCAGCACAUGCUCAUGGGUGAAAAAACCUCUGCAGCAGGAGCCCAGCACAGUCAGCGUCACGUUUCCGGUUGGUGACGGGUCAGCGACGAUGCUUGUCUGCGGUGGGACUCUUCUUGCCACUGUGGUCUGCUGUGUGGUGUUGUCUAAAUACAUGUUGAAACAUCGAAUCGUUUAAGCUGCAACAGUCAACAGGACUUGUUUUAAUGUGGAGCAGUUGUGUCUGGGACCAGGAUGAUCCCAGCUGCUUUCUGUCAAUACAAAAGAGAUCUGUAUCUGUUGUGAAAGAAUCCCAGGUAUCCACAUUAAAUUAAAUCCUGAGGAGCUUAAUAUUUUCACAGGUUUUUUUUUUUAUUCAUUUUUCUGAUCUGAAAUUGAAAUUUUGCCCAGGUAAUAUUAAAAGAUAACUAUUUUUUUUCUUUAUUGAUUUAUUUAUUUUUGUUCAAGCAGUUGGGAAACAGAAAUAAAAAAUGUAUUGAGCUACAAAUGAUGUUUUAGAUCAAUAAAAUAUCUAAACCUUAUAUUUGCUUGCACAUGUCAAAAUAAUUCCCAACGUUGAUUAAAUAAACAUGUGAAACAUAAA
Poeciliopsis prolifica (blackstripe livebearer) is the source of this 1241-nucleotide messenger RNA. It is a transcript of the gene pigx, whose product is annotated as phosphatidylinositol glycan anchor biosynthesis, class X. Gene Ontology annotation, biological process: GPI anchor biosynthetic process. Bases 99 to 836 code for a protein of 245 amino acids. The transcript is spliced from 6 exons. Gene Ontology annotation, cellular component: endoplasmic reticulum membrane. The record is from RefSeq and is a predicted model, not a curated record. Lineage: Eukaryota; Metazoa; Chordata; Actinopteri; Cyprinodontiformes; Poeciliidae.